GCCACGAAAUCGGCCCGAGCUGACUCCGCCCCUCAAACUCAGUGGAUGUGGAUGCCAGAAAAAGGCCAGCAACAGAGUGACAGACAUCGCCGCUCCGCUCAGCGUAGUAGUGGAUAUCUCCUCUGUAUACGGCGAGCAGAGGCGAGCCAAAACGAGCCGCAUGCUUGCUGUGCAACAAGGCGAACAGGAGCAAAAUGGACCACCGGACAGAAGCACCAGUACCAGCAUCCUGCGGGGACCGAUACAGUGUUUAGGGUUCUGUUAUAUCCUGGAGGACACAUGGUCAUGAAGCAAUAGAAGUACCAGUUGAGGCCCUCCAGCUGACCUCUGGUCUAAGUCCUGGCCGUGGGCCUUUGUUGUUGGUGGGCCAGCUGAACAGGCGUGUAUGUGAGGGAGAGGUAAUGAAGUCCAGGAUGAGGCAGUGGCGGAGGCUAGUUCUGGUGGGAAUGCUGGCCUGGGUUCUCCUCUUCCUAGCCCUCCUCUCUUACUUUCUGGAUGCUCGUGUGAAUGAACCCCUGACCUCUGUUGGCUCUUUACUCUCCCAGCACCCUGACAGCCGUCGCCUAGCUUCCAUACAGGCCUCCCAUCAACAACGUGCCAACCUGGGCUCGCGACCUGAGGUGGUUUCCACCUUAACAACAACCACCUACCCUGGAGAUAAGCCAGAUCCGGAGCCUUUUGCCAGCUCCACAACCCCAGAGCUCAGCCUGGAGGUGAGCCACAGCCCCAACAGUGCUCCCUACGCCAUUUAUGGUAGCCAGGAGAACAACCACCAGGACUACCUGGACCCACAGAGCCUGGCUGCCUGGUCCUCCUUUGGUACAGAAAAUGUAGGUUCUCACUCUGACCCUUCAGUCCAGAGUCGUGAGAGAACUUUCCAGACAGAGUACCAGAACCACUUCAGCACCACACACGACCACGGUGGGGGGGAAGAAGAAGAUGAGAGGGACAAUGAAGAUGAAGAACUAGAAAACAGAAUAAGGGUUACAGGAGGGAGGAGGCUUGGUGGUGACUCCUCUGAUCUGGAUGAAUAUUACUUCUCCAAGUCUGCCUCUGUAGUGCAGAGGUUGUGGCGGGGUCGUGUGUCCGCCGGCAUGCUGAGUCCUCGGCUGCAGCGUGCCAUGAAGGACUACGUUAGUGCCAACAAACACCAUGUUUUUUACGAGGGGCAUCGCAGUCCUGCCCAGAAUGCUAAGGAGCUGCUGUGUCAAAUGAAAUCCCAGGCCCAGCUCAGGACAGUGGACGGGUCAGAGCAGCCCUUCUCUUCACUUGGUUGGGCUCGUCUUGUGCCGUCUCUUCCCCUAAAGCGACUGCACAGGCGGGGAGACCAGAGUAGCUUCAAGACCUGCGCAGUGGUCACAUCAGCGGGUGCCAUCCUGCGCUCAGGACUGGGUAAAGAGAUCGAUACUCAUGAUGCAGUUUUACGAUUCAACGCUGCACCCACAGCGGGAUAUGAGAGAGACGUGGGCAACAAAACCACCAUCCGCAUCAUCAACUCACAGAUUUUGGCCAACCCUAAGCAUCGCUUCAACACAAGCUCAAUCUACAAGAAUGUAACUCUGGUGGCCUGGGAUCCUGCACCUUACACUGUUAAUUUACACAAGUGGUAUGCCAGUCCGGACUACAACCUGUUUGGUCCGUACACUGAGCACCGCAAGCUGCAUCCCGGCCAGCCUUUCUACAUCCUUCACCCAAGCUAUGUGUGGCGACUCUGGGAUGUGAUACAGGGCAACACUCAGGAGAAUAUCCAGCCCAAUCCCCCCUCUUCUGGCUUCAUAGGCAUCCUCCUGAUGAUGGCGCUAUGCGAGCAGGUGCAUGUGUACGAGUACAUUCCCUCCAUGAGGCAGACAGACCUGUGCCAUUACCAUGAGCGUUAUUAUGAUGCUGCCUGUACACUGGGUGCCUACCAUCCCCUCCUGUACGAGAAGAGCCUGAUCCAGCGGAUCAACACCGGCCCCGAGAGUGACCUCAGGAGAAAGGGACGGGUCACUCUUCCGGGUUUCAGCACCGUCAACUGUGAAAUCUGAGAUAUUAAACCUGACCCCUCUGAGCCUGAACAUACACACACACUCCAGCCUUUUCUGGCUGACUAAGGGAGAGGUGCAAUAAAGCCACUGGCGACAUUGAGGCUGGAGCUUACAAGAUUUACAGUAGACCGAUGAAGAACAUAAGCCAUAGCCCUCCAGGGAGGGAUCUUCGUGGAGACUUCUGAAAGAAUGUUUCUUCGUUUAAAAUGGUUUACUAGGCCAGAGACUGGCAGGUAGAGUCUCAAAGAUGAAGCUGAAAAAGACGUUUCUCUCUGCUUUAGCUGAGCCACGUUAGCUGUGGAGCUGACUGGGGUAGCAACAGAUAGUGUUUUAGAUAGACAAGUGAAUUUUCAAUAACUGGGUAUGUGUCAAUGGUGUAUACUGUUUUUCAAUAGUAUGGGUGGUUCUCCACUUGAAGGAAAUGCCACGGUUUAUUACGUGGAUACUUGUGAUUUUUCUUUUUUUUUUUACUGGUCCAAAGGGUUGUGUAUAAGCAAAGAAGUCAUCCACGCUGAAUGUCAUAAAUGCAACAUACACUCACAAAUAUACAAACAUUCACACUUACAUAGAGAAGCAUUUCAUGCAGAAGAUUGCAUAGUGUAAAAAUACGGUUUUGGUGUCUUCACAGAUACAAUGUCAAGGUGUCACACCAGUCAUAUUACUCUCUGCAGCAGGUGUUGCCGUUUGACAUUCCUCUAUCUUCUUGUGAAAUCCAACAUUUUUGUGCGGUCACAAAUGGUUUGUUUCACACUUAUAAGAUCUAUUAAAUUACCUUCCUGUGCAUGCCAACUUGCCAGCUCACAACCACCUGUAUGUCGCUCCUUGUUCACACUUAAAUGAUUACUCAUUCAGAGUCUAGAAGCCUGUCUCUCAGUUACUAGCCCACAGGAAGGAUGGCACUGGUUGCCCUUUGUGGAUUCAUCCUACCAAUAGUAACAUUUUUAUUUUUUUUUACUGACAGCGUCAUUAAAUCAAAGUGAGUGGGGCCUAAAUAGAUCUUCAGAACAAACUGGUGCUCAGAACAGCUGUAACUCUGUGCCUAGAGGUCGACUUAAAACGUUCCUAGGGUUGCCUUGUGACUGUUCAGGUACAUGCAUCAAAUACUGUAGCAGGACACAGGUGGGGAGCAGUGGAUAUUGCAAUGUCAGUGAGCUGUAUCAGGGGAUUCAGUUCACUCUUUAUUGAAUGUAAUUUUCCCACUACGUGUAAUGCCCAAACCCUCCCUGAAGCUCACCAAUGCAGUACAGUAUGGUCUGCGCAUGUGCAGGGUUAUUUCUUUAUCAUGUAACAGCAUAUAGCUCAUUUUCUGCAACUAUUAAUGUCUCAUAUUUGCUGAAAUCUUUAAUAUUGGUCUGUGACCUUUCACUGCUCAGAGUAGAGACAAUAAUAAAAGAGGAACUUGAACUGGUAAUAUUAGCAGAUUUGCUUUGUCUCCAACUAUGAUGCUUUUUAUGAUUACAUUCAGUCAGUGUCACAUCUUCAGCAAGCUCUAGAGGUAUUAGUUUAGCGUGGAGAGGGAGAUUGGUGGUGAUUUUUUUUGCUGCUUGUCAGAAAAAUCUUGCCUUUAACAGAGUUAUAUUGCUAAGUGUGUUAUUCAAAAUGUUCUUGUGCCAUUGGUUGUGGUUUGAUAUAAGAUGUGAAAACAUGUCUCAGAAAUGUUGCUUUGAAUAGUCUGAUGUAUGCUGAAUUAGAUGGCUCUGUAGUAGUUCAAUGUAGAUGAUUCUGGGGCUUAACAUUACUUGAUAUUAAGUAGGGCUGGGUAUCAUCCAAAAUGUGUCAGUAGUACUACAAAAACACAGUACAGUGCUGAUACCGAACGAUGCAUUUACAAAACACUCUUUUUAUAACUCAGGCAACCCCUGAUCAAAGAAUAGACAAAACACCACAACAAGUUUUUGGUGGGGUUGGGCGAUGUAGAUAAAAAAACCUCUAUUAUGGUAUUUUAUUUUGCAACAGUGACUGUUUAUCGAGAUAUUCUCUGGAAAUUAUGUUGAAAAACUACACUGUUGUUUAUUACAGUAGUGAGACUUUGCUAAAACUAAAUCUAGUAAAUAAAUAUAAAUUCAUUAAAUAAAUCGCAGUGGACAAAAUAUUAAAAACACUUAUCUGAUAUAUAACUAUAAUGCAGUAAACUAAACAGCACCACAAACUACAUCCUAUAAAUUGACCAUACAACUGAAUCAACAUCUCUCUAAAACAGGAUUUAUUGCAGAGCUGUAGUUAAUUAGACAGCAUUACUUUUAGCUAGUUGGAAAACUGUAUACAUUUUGAAAAAAUAACCUGAUGGGAAUGACUAAUUUAAUAAAUUACAUACAGGACAACGGUAUUUCAUCAUAUUGAUGUAAACUGCUGUAAAUCUAAUAUUGCCACAAAGCAGUUCCCCUCAUUGAUUUGCAGCUGCCUUAGUAGGAAUUGUAUAGAAAUAUCUUAAUUUAAUGGACGCAUUUUGAAUACAAAAACGUAGUGAAGUUUGAUACCCAGCCCCAGUUUCAGGUGUAUUGUCUGGCAUGUCAUUAGAAGAUUCUUGGAACAAGGAACCUGGUAAAAACUGGGAGAUGACUGUAACAGAGGUUAAAAAAACGUGACUAUAGAAACCAUUUUUGAAGCUUAAGGAGAUUUAUCAAUUAUUUUGGAUCAUGCAGGUUUUCAGCUCUGCUGUAGGUUUUAUGUUUCUCUGUUGAGAUAAAUAAUCAAAUGUUUUACUUGUGAUUGUAACACACUGAAGGUGAAAACACCCUGAACCCAUUAUGUACAUGUAUAUUUCUAAUAACUUGGAUUACUUUCCAAUGCACAGAGCAUGCAAAUCAGGAUCAGGGGUUAGAGUCUUAAACUGUCCGUGCUGUACUGUGCUGCAAGUAGACACCAUUGUCAUUAAUGUUAAUGUUAAAUUAAUGUUUUUUUCUUCUUUUUUUUCCUCAAGUGUUGUUUUGCAGAUUUUAGUGCAUGUUUGUGGACUGGAAAUCACAUUCAGCAGUGGUGCAGCUGUAAGUAGUUCCCUGGGAGAACUUGAUUUAAUGCUAGGCAUUCUGGCAACUUCGUCUUCACAUCUUAAUAUUGUGCCAAAUUCAGUUUUUAAAUAUGUCUUAGCGGACUCUAAGUAAUAGCAGGACUUAUAAGGUGCUACUGUUUCUCUCUGGAAUGUUUGAAGGUAGGAUUUAAUGGAAAUUUUAAUUCUCUUUAAGAUAACAUUUUAAUGCCAGGAUUAUAUACAGGUUAUUGUGUUAAACGUGAGUGGUGAGAUUAGAGAAAAAUCCAUGAGAAAUGUGCAGCCACUGUUUAUUACGUUUUUCCCUCUCAGCCUCUUUCUUUCCGCUCUUUACUCCCGAGGCCUAGUUUUCAUGCCAUGUUUUUACUCAGUAUUGUGGGAAUUUCUGCACCACACUGCUUCUCAAGGAUUGUUGAACAUUUUAAGUUUUUUUGGACAUUUCCCUCCUGCAGCUUCAUGCAGUACUCAUGAAAAGAGGAAGAGAAAAAAAUGCAUCCAUAGCUGAACAUAAUAAGAGAGAAAGUCCUGUUUUUACUCCCAACGGCCUUAGGGUGUUUUUCUGGACUUUGAUUUGACAGUGAAAACUCUUACACUUGAAUUGAUAUUUAAAUAGACCAUUUGUAUAAUUUCAGCUGUUGUAAUUUGUCUUUUUUUACUGUGUAAAUAAAGCUGUCGUACAUGUCAAACGGUC
Etheostoma cragini (Arkansas darter) is the source of this 5704-nucleotide messenger RNA. It is a transcript of the gene st6gal2a, whose product is annotated as ST6 beta-galactosamide alpha-2,6-sialyltranferase 2a. The record is from RefSeq and is a predicted model, not a curated record. The transcript has 7 exons. NCBI's taxonomy places the organism in Eukaryota, Metazoa, Chordata, Actinopteri, Perciformes, Percidae. Gene Ontology annotation, molecular function: sialyltransferase activity. The coding region runs from base 402 to 2027 and encodes 541 amino acids.